This is a messenger RNA of Nannospalax galili (Upper Galilee mountains blind mole rat), 860 nucleotides long. RefSeq names its product DNA damage inducible transcript 3 (gene Ddit3). The record is from RefSeq and is a predicted model, not a curated record. Lineage: Eukaryota; Metazoa; Chordata; Mammalia; Rodentia; Spalacidae. Gene Ontology annotation, biological process: negative regulation of transcription by RNA polymerase II; positive regulation of intrinsic apoptotic signaling pathway; intrinsic apoptotic signaling pathway in response to endoplasmic reticulum stress. Gene Ontology annotation, molecular function: transcription factor binding; protein heterodimerization activity; RNA polymerase II cis-regulatory region sequence-specific DNA binding. Bases 182 to 688 code for a protein of 168 amino acids. The transcript is spliced from 4 exons. Gene Ontology annotation, cellular component: CHOP-ATF3 complex; cytoplasm; CHOP-C/EBP complex.
UGCUCUGCGCUCCGGAGGUCAGUGGCUUGAGUCUAAUACAUAAGAGUACCAUGUUGAAGAUGAGCGGGUGGCAGCGACAGAGCCAAAAUAAGAGCCGGAACCCGAGGAGAGAGUGUUCCAGAAGAAAGUGUAUCUUCAUACAUCACCACACCUGAAAGCAGAACCUGGUCCAGUUGCAGAAAUGGCAGCUGAGUCACUGCCUUUCACCUUUGAGACAGUGUCCAGCUGGGAACUGGAAGCCUGGUAUGAGGACCUGCAGGAGGUCCUGUCCUCAGAUGAAAAUGGGGGUACCUAUAUCUCACCCCAUGGAAAUGAAGAGGAAGAAUCAAAAACCUUCACUACUCUUGACCCCUCAUCUCUAGCUUGGCUGACUGAGGAGCCAGGGCCAGCAGAAGUCACAAGCACCUCCCAAAGCCCUCGCUCUCCAGAUUCCAGUCAGAGUUCUAUGGCUCAGGAGGAAGAGGAAGAAGAUCAAGGAAGAACCAGGAAACGGAAACAGAGUGGCCAAUGCUCAGCCCGGGCUGGAAAGCAACGCAUGAAGGAGAAAGAACAGGAGAGUGAAAGGAAAGUGGCACAGCUAGUGGAAGAGAACAAACGGCUCAAGGAGGAAAUCGAGCACCUGACCAGGGAAGUAGAGGCUACGCGCCGAGCUCUGAUCGACCGAAUGGUAAAUCUGCACCAAGCAUGAACAAACUUGGGCCACCUCCACCACCAUCACACCAGUGAUGUUCAGUAGUAGGGAGAAGACUUGGGGUGGACCAAAGGAAAGGGUCUCAGUAUAUAUAUACACAUUGUACAUUCUUUAUUACUGUCCAUAUCCAGUAAAGUUGACUUUCUAUGAACAAGUUUGCUCACUUUUU